GAAUGCACUGCUGUGAACAGGACUUCCACGCGCCGACUGGAAACUUACAAAACACAGCGACUGGCCGGGAGAAGUGCCCGACCCCUGACUCGUGGAGCUCCAGCCAACCGGCUUAGCUUCAGAAAAUGGACCUCAGAGUAACAAGCAUUCUUCUUCUGGUUGUGGUGCUGGCCGAGGCGACCCCUGACAGAUACUAUCAUGUGAAGAAACAGCCGUAUCCUACUAAAUCCCACACUGUUGCUGGUGAACCUGGUAUUCCGGGUUCUCCAGGUUCACCUGGACCCCCUGGCCCACCAGGCAUGCCUGGAAGUCCUGGAAAGAACGGUGUUGGACAUAUGGGCCCAGUGGGUCCACCUGGACCACCAGGUCCAGCAGGCUACUCCUCGCCUGGUAAACCUGGAACCCCAGGUGCACCUGGAAAAUCAGGUGCACCUGGAUAUCCAGGUGAAAAGGGACAUCCAGGCCCAGCUGGACCUCAAGGUGCGAGAGGAGCACCAGGAUCACCCGGAAGCCCUGGACCUUCUGGCCUUUCAUCUCCUGGAAAGCCUGGACCACAUGGGAUCCCAGGAGCAAUGGGCCCACGUGGAGAACCUGGCCUAAAAGGUCAUCCUGGAAUUCCUGGAUUGCCAGGCCAGAAAGGAGAACCUGGGCAUGGUUAUUCAGGAAAACCUGGUGGUCCCGGCCCAAUGGGCCCUCAAGGUCCUUCUGGUCAGCCUGGCCAGCCUGGAGUUGGAAAACCUGGACCAGCUGGAUUUCCUGGAGAGCCUGGAAAGUCUGGAAUGCCAGGUAGAGAUGGGUCACCAGGUCCAAUGGGUCUCUCAGGCCCAAAAGGUCAUACAGGAGCACCUGGAAUAGGAGCACCAGGAAAGCCUGGCCAGAAUGGAGCUCCUGGUAUGCCUGGCCAAAUUGGACAAAAAGGACCUCAAGGACCAUCAGGACAGCCAGGUGCUCCAGGUCUGCCCGGUGUUGGCAAACCAGGAUCACCUGGAAUGCCAGGAGACCGGGGAGUGCCCGGAACCUCAGGUACAACAGGUCAAAAAGGAGAACCAGGGCCAACAGGUCACACAGGUAUGCCAGGUGCUAUUGGCCCAAUAGGUCCAGCUGGUCCUCAGGGUGCUAGGGGAUUCCAGGGAGAAGCAGGUCCACAGGGACUUAAAGGUGAUGUUGGUUUGGUUGGGGCACCUGGUGCAAGAGGUGCAAAGGGUGAGCAAGGUGCACAAGGUUUCUCAGGAAAACCUGGUAUUCCUGGUCCAAAUGGUCCUCCAGGUCCAACAGGCCAUAUGGGGCAUACAGGUGCCAAGGGUGAGGCUGGAUUCACUGGUGCUCCAGGUAUUCCAGGUAUCAAAGGGCCACCAGGCGAAAAAGGACAUCCAGGACAUCAAGGCCCACCAGGUAGUAGAGGUGAAAAUGGCAUACCCGGAGCAUCAGGACCACCAGGCCCAGCCGGACCUUCAGGUGUACCCGGUCUUAAGGGUCAUCCUGGACUUCCAGGCCCCCCUGGCCCAGCAGGGCUCACAGCGAAGGCAAUUUCUGGACCUCAUGGUCCUCCCGGUAUCCCUGGUGCCAGAGGUCAAGAUGGUCUUCCAGGUCCACAAGGACCUCCUGGACCACCUGGCCCCCCAGGUGAGAUCGUUUACCACCACGAGAAGAGCAUGCCAAUUAAAUCUCACGAGAUGGUGAUGCCUGUUAGCCAUGAGCUGAUGAAGGCACCCAUGUCAGCAUUUACAGCUCUUCUUACCACAGCUUAUCCCAAUGCUGGAACACCUAUUGUAUUCAACCAGAUUGUGUACAAUGGAGAAAACCAUUAUGAUGCGCACAGCGGCAUAUUCACCUGCCAGGUUCCAGGACUGUAUUACUUUUCUUUCCAUAUGCAUGUCAAUGGAGCAAAUGCAUUGGUAGCACUUUACAAAAACAAAGAGCCAGUCCUGUUCUCUUACGAUGAGUACAACAAAGGUUUCCUCGACCAGAUGUCUGGCAGUGCUGUCCUCAUGCUGGACACCCAUGACACAGUCUACAUCCAGGUUCCAGAUGACCAGUCCAACGGCAUUUACGCAGAUGAUAACGUUCACUGUUCUUUCUCUGGGUUUUUGAUUGCCUCAACGUGAUAAACAUAUCCCAAGAAAACCUCAACCUUUACAUUUGAAAAGUGGUCUGCGUUUAUGCUCCUGUUCAUGAGGCCCCGAGAUGAAGUCAUGCAGAAGAGAAAAUGAUAACUCGUUGCAGAAAUUUGCCUGUAGAUUCUAGAUAUGGAAGUAACUAUGAAUAAAUUAUUAUGAAAACGAUCGUCCAAUAAAUUAGCCAACAGAUCAACUGCAUUUGCCUUAAACCCAAACUGAUUACAUAUUGAAAUGGUGCUAUGUGUCCUUUCCCUGUGCUCAUGUUUUGUCAGGUUCCUAUGUUUAGUAUGCUUAGAAGAAACAGUCUCUUAGCUCACCAUGCCUCUGUACGACACAUUGUGUGAGCAAUCAAAGUGAAUAAAUAUAAUAAUUGUGAGUUGUUUUUGUUUUGUUUUUUCAUUUAACUCUGUAAUAUCUCACAGUGUGUGCAUUAUGAUACUCAACACAAAUAAAGUUUUAGUGCCA
Messenger RNA from Danio aesculapii, 2582 nucleotides. It is a transcript of the gene col10a1b, whose product is annotated as collagen, type X, alpha 1b. Lineage: Eukaryota; Metazoa; Chordata; Actinopteri; Cypriniformes; Danionidae. The transcript has 3 exons. Gene Ontology annotation, molecular function: protein binding. The record is from RefSeq and is a predicted model, not a curated record. Bases 126 to 2105 code for a protein of 659 amino acids.